Adineta ricciae is the source of this 1743-nucleotide messenger RNA. The record is from the annotation of a GenBank genome assembly. NCBI's taxonomy places the organism in Eukaryota, Metazoa, Rotifera, Eurotatoria, Adinetida, Adinetidae.
AUGAAUUCGUCUAAAAAAAUGCAAUUCGAAUCGUUACCCAAUGACUUACUACUCGAAAUCUUCGAUUAUCUCGAUGGCAUUGAACUCUUCCGAAUCUUUUCUCAUCUCAACUCACGUUUUACCGAACUCCUCUCUUUCUACUCACGCUAUUAUCAUUUCAAUUUCCAAUCGAUCACCAAAAACGAAAUGGAUUUGGUUUGUCAGGAAUCAUUUCGAGAGAAUGUUUGGAAAAUCUCCUCAUUGACACUCUCCGAUGAUGAUGACACGCCCUACCAGACUGAAUUAUUUUUCUCCUACAGAUUGCCUUUUCAUAAGUUCUUUUCAUUACGAUCGUUGUCUUUAUAUCAUAUCCGUUCUAAAGUGGCAUUCUAUUGGUUAUUAUCAAACUUAAGCGUUUUCCCGCAUUUCAGCUACUUAAAAAUCGAUCAAAUCGAUAUUGAUCGACAGGAUAUCUAUCCUUAUUGUUACUCAAUUUGGUCCCUGUUCACUCUUACCGACCUUUACAUAUCCGAUCCGAACCUUUUUCUCGAUUAUUUCUUGUACAAUCUCAACAUAUCUGUAUCUCUUAAACGCUUACAUCUAUUGGAAAGUUCGUUUCUGCCAACUGAAUUCGAAACCUUACUCAAACAUUCACCGUCCGUAGAAGAAUUAACAAUCGAAAUCUACCAAGAUUCGGAUGACGAUGAUCUUUCCAUCGACAUGGACUUGCAAAGCACUCUUCCAUUAAUAACAAUCCUAAAUCUAAAAUUUACCGGCUAUUUCAGUGGAUUAGAUCAUAUUCUUCAAUUAACACCACAUGUACUCAAAUUACACAUCGAAUUAUUCAAUCAGAAAAUCGAUGGCUAUCAAUGGCAAGACUUGAUUUGUAGACAUUUAAUGCACUUGUCAGAUUUUCACUUAAAAAUGUCGUUUUAUCUGACGAUGGACUGCGAUCUUGAAAUGGAAGUCGAUGAAUUAGUUGAAUCGUAUCAGAGAUCCUAUUGGACUUUACAACGGCAACUGCAUUUUCGUUGCCUAUCCAAUCUUGAAUACAACAAUUCGGAAGAGCAGUAUUUCGUUCUGUUCUAUAGUUUACCAUACGUAUUCGAUGCAUUCAAAUAUAUCAAACCUGUUUACUCGAAGUCGACGUAUAAUUUUCAAGUCACGGAAUGUGAAUCAUAUGACACCGUUCGUAUUCUCUGUCUGGUUCCCGAUGACGACAAACCUACUGACGAAAUCGAUGAAAGAAUUCAAUUUUCCAACCUUCGCCACCUUGUUAUUGGUUACACAUUCAAAUAUCUCGAUAUUUUCUGUCCAAAAUUGAACUUUUUAACAAUCCUCGACAUUCAGUAUCUCGACGGUCAAGUUCGAUCGCAUGUACAAACGUUACUUAAUCGUGCGCCUCGAUUACAAACGAUCAUUUUCAAUAAGAAUAACUGGUCGCUAUUUUUCCUUGCGAGUAAUUCUGUUCGACGUCUAUCUAUCCGAGAUGGAAUCUAUUACAACAUUCAACAAUGCGAGCAACUAUGUUCUUCUCCAUUGUUUCAACAAUGUCAAGUUUUAGAAAUCAAUCUUCAGAAGAAAACAAGUGUAGUCGAUCUCAUCAAUCGAAUGACGCGUCUGCGAACACUAAUUUUCCAGUGUCAAUGCGAGCAAUGGAAAGAAAGUCCGACGAAAUUAGAAACAUGGUUUAAACAUUAUUUACCAUCGCAGUAUUUGAUUAAGCGAGACGAAUCCGGAUCGUUUCGACUGUCGCUACAGUAA